Messenger RNA from Copidosoma floridanum, 546 nucleotides. Its product is annotated as sentrin-specific protease 7-like. NCBI's taxonomy places the organism in Eukaryota, Metazoa, Arthropoda, Insecta, Hymenoptera, Encyrtidae. The record is from RefSeq and is a predicted model, not a curated record.
AUGACAGAAAUAGGACAGAAACAUACAAAAAGUUUAAAAGCUACAAAACCAAUGCAGAAUCAUGGAUAUCAAUCAAGGCCGAAAAAAAGGAAACAACCAUCUACAGAAGAGCCCAUAAGUAUAAGCUUAAGUGAAGAAAGAAUAUCUGCCAUAAAACAAAUAGUAUUGAGGGACUAUUUAAACAAGGCCCCCAGCUUACUCAUCUUCAACUCAAUUUCAAAAUUAGGAACGGGAUACGUUGAAGAAACAAUUAUCAAUUUUAUAAAAUCGGAGUUCAAAAAACAAUGCAGAACUGACACAUUUAACCAAAAUGCAUUACAAGUGAUCUAUGUGGACGUGCCACAACAGAAGAACAGCAGUGACUGCGGCUUGUACAUGCUACAAUACGUAGAGAAUUUCUUUAAAGAUACAAAAACGACUUUAGACGCGAUUCCUUACUUACACGAUUGGUUCGAUGAUAGAACUAUUAUGAGAAAAAGACGUACCAUUGAGAGCCUUAUACUCGAAAAGGCUUCAAAAUUUUUGAACCUUUCAGCAAGUUUGUAG